Saccharomyces kudriavzevii IFO 1802 is the source of this 1302-nucleotide messenger RNA. It is a transcript of the gene RPD3, whose product is annotated as histone deacetylase RPD3. NCBI's taxonomy places the organism in Eukaryota, Fungi, Ascomycota, Saccharomycetes, Saccharomycetales, Saccharomycetaceae. Gene Ontology annotation, molecular function: histone deacetylase activity. The record is from RefSeq and is a predicted model, not a curated record. The transcript has a single exon. The coding region runs from base 1 to 1302 and encodes 433 amino acids.
AUGGUAUAUGAAGCAAAGCCUUUCGAUCCGAUCACAGUUAAGCCAAAUGACAAAAGACGCGUUGCUUAUUUUUACGAUGCAGAUGUUGGGAAUUAUGCAUAUGGAGCAGGCCACCCGAUGAAGCCGCACAGAAUAAGAAUGGCACAUUCGCUUAUCAUGAACUAUGGCCUGUACAAGAAGAUGGAGAUCUAUAGGGCUAAGCCAGCAACGAAACAAGAAAUGUGCCAGUUCCAUACUGACGAGUAUAUUGAUUUUUUGUCGAGGGUCACUCCGGAUAAUUUAGAAAUGUUCAAAAGAGAAAGUGUCAAGUUCAAUGUCGGCGAUGAUUGUCCAGUCUUUGAUGGGCUUUAUGAGUACUGCAGUAUUUCAGGCGGUGGCUCUAUGGAAGGUGCUGCUCGACUAAACAGGGGCAAGUGUGAUGUUGCCGUCAAUUAUGCUGGUGGUUUACAUCACGCAAAAAAAUCAGAAGCUUCGGGGUUCUGUUAUUUAAAUGAUAUAGUGUUGGGUAUCAUUGAACUGCUACGAUACCACCCCAGAGUCCUGUAUAUCGAUAUUGAUGUGCAUCAUGGUGAUGGCGUGGAAGAAGCAUUUUAUAGUACGGAUCGUGUCAUGACAUGUUCUUUCCAUAAAUAUGGUGAGUUUUUCCCUGGUACAGGUGAAUUGAGAGAUAUUGGGGUGGGCACUGGAAAGAAUUACGCCGUCAACGUUCCGUUACGAGACGGUAUAGAUGAUGCCACAUAUAGAUCUGUGUUUGAACCUGUAAUAAAAAAAAUUAUGGAAUGGUAUCAACCUUCAGCUGUUGUAUUACAGUGUGGUGGUGACUCCUUAUCUGGUGAUCGUCUUGGCUGCUUUAAUCUUUCCAUGGAAGGCCAUGGUAAUUGUGUUAACUACGUAAAGUCAUUUGGGAUCCCAAUGAUGGUUGUUGGUGGCGGUGGCUAUACUAUGAGAAAUGUUGCAAGGACAUGGUGCUUCGAAACCGGUUUGCUAAAUAACGUUGUCUUGGACAAAGACUUACCGUACAAUGAAUACUAUGAGUAUUAUGGUCCUGAUUAUAAACUGAGUGUCAGACCUUCGAAUAUGUUUAAUGUGAAUACGCCAGACUAUCUUGACAAGAUAAUGACCAAUAUAUUUGCUAAUCUAGAAAACACUAAAUAUGCACCAAGUGUUCAGCUGAACCAUACACCUAGGGAUGCAGAAGAUUUGGGUGAUAUCGAGGAAGAUUCCGCGGAGGCUGUAGACACGAAAGGUGGUUCGCAGUAUGCAAGAGACUUACAUGUUGAGCAUGACAACGAAUUCUAUUGA